This is a messenger RNA of Pelobates fuscus (common spadefoot toad), 1158 nucleotides long. RefSeq names its product serine/threonine-protein kinase SBK1-like. Bases 1 to 1158 code for a protein of 385 amino acids. NCBI's taxonomy places the organism in Eukaryota, Metazoa, Chordata, Amphibia, Anura, Pelobatidae. The record is from RefSeq and is a predicted model, not a curated record. Gene Ontology annotation, biological process: peptidyl-threonine phosphorylation; peptidyl-serine phosphorylation. The transcript is spliced from 7 exons. Gene Ontology annotation, molecular function: ATP binding; protein serine/threonine kinase activity.
AUGUUGCUCCUCUGGACAGGGUCCAUCCCCAUGUUUGAGGAUUUUGUCAGACUUCUUAACGAAAACGAUAUCAAUUUGAAAUUGACCCAUGUCAUAGAUCAACAUGAAUUGGUUUUCCUUGAUCUUAAAAUCUUGCUGGAACAGGAUGGCACCAUCCAAACAGAACUCUUUAGAAAGGCGACAUCAACCAACAGAGACAAUUUCCACGUUCUUGAAAAGCUUGGAGAAGGGACCUUUGGUCAAGUUUUACUGGCUCAUGACAAGCUAGCAGGUCGAUCAGUGGCGCUAAAACUGAUGAAGAAAGAGAAAACCCACCAAGAUGCCUUUGUCAAGGAAUUCAAGGUUGCGGUCUAUCUUUCUCAUCACAGGGGGAUCAUUACUACCUACCCCUACUUCUUUGAUAACCUGCACAACUACAUCUAUGUCCAGGAGGUGGCAACAGCAGGGACCCUUGAAUCCAUUAUUGUUGAGAAGGUUGGGUUACCAGAAUACAUUGUGAAGCGUUGUGCUGCUCAGAUCUCCGAAGCAUUAUUUUUCAUUCAUAAUCAAGGGUUGGUGCAUAGAGACCUGAAACCAGACAACAUCUUGCUUAUGGAUAAAGAAUGCCACAACAUCAAGAUCGGAGAUUUUGGUCUAACAGAACGUUUUGGUAGAUUCAUCCCAUCGAUGUCUCAUAUAAUACCAUACAUGGCACCUGAACUUUCUAUUCUGGAACCUAACCAGUAUCUACACUUGAGUCCAAGUAUUGAUGUCUGGGCAUUUGGAGUCACCCUGUAUGUAGCUCUCACUGGCUGCUUUCCAUGGCUGGAAGCUGUAAACAGAGACCAUCAAUUCCAGAUAUUUGCAAGCUGGAAAACAUAUGGCAAGUUAGACGCUUCCCCUGUUUCCUGGCAGGGUUUCACCAGGGAAGCAUUGGUCAUGUUUUCCAGUUUACUUUCACUGGAUCCUUCCUUUAGAAUGUCUGGUGGCAUUGUUUACAAUUACCUGCAUGUACCAUGGAGAUAUAAAGAGCUGAAUAUUAAUAGAACAGAUCUACAGCCACUUUCUCCUAUACACUUGUCGUUGUCUUGUAUCACAGAUACUAAGGCUGAUGUCUUGUCCAGACAAUUUGAUAUGGAAGAUGAUAUUGAAGAGGUUAUCUCCCACAAUUCCCUAUGA